AACACUGGAAUGACUGAACUAGAGGAGGACAGUAAGAUACUGUGGACACAUGGAGAUCAUGAAACAUGCAUUGCUAAAAUCAACAGAGCCACCAAUAAGACGUCAUUGUAUCGUGGUAAUGAUGUGAGAUUCAGAGACAGACUGCAGCUGGAUCACCGGACCGGAUCUCUGACCAUCUGGAACAUCAGCAUCACACAUUCAGAUGUCUAUAAACUACAGAUCAGCAGCCGCAGACGGAGCAAAUGCAAAAGAUUUGUGCUUAUUGUCGAUGAAAACAAAGUGUCAGUGACGGAGGGAGACCGAGCCGAACUAAACACUGAUGUCAGUGAGCUACAGAGAGACGCUCUGAUCCUGUGGAUGUUCGGCCCCAGAGACAGUCUCAUAGCUAAAGCUGACCUGGAGAACCGUAAGAUAUCUACAUAUGAUGGUGUAGGUGGACGAUUCAGAGACAGACUGCAGCUGGACCUUCAGACCGGAUCUCUGAGCAUCACAAACACCACGAACACAGACUCUGGACUUUAUAAACUCAAGAUCAUCAGCAGCAGAGAGACCAGAUACAAGCGAUUCAGAGUUACUGUCUGUGAGGAUAGAGAGAGAGAGAUCCAUCCAGAAGACACUGUGGAGUCCUCUCAGAGAGAGAAAAACACAGAGGAGAUAGCAUUGCUCAAGAUCUACAGCGGCACUAGUGUUUGACAGAUAUAUAUAUAUAUAUAUACAAACACACUACCUGUCAAAAGUUUUUGAACAGUAAGAUUUUUUAUGUUU
Cyprinus carpio (common carp) is the source of this 765-nucleotide messenger RNA. RefSeq lists its product as uncharacterized. NCBI's taxonomy places the organism in Eukaryota, Metazoa, Chordata, Actinopteri, Cypriniformes, Cyprinidae. The record is from RefSeq and is a predicted model, not a curated record. The coding region runs from base 10 to 693 and encodes 227 amino acids. The transcript is spliced from 3 exons.